Molecule: messenger RNA, 1560 nt
Organism: Lactuca virosa
Lineage: Eukaryota; Viridiplantae; Streptophyta; Magnoliopsida; Asterales; Asteraceae
Source: the annotation of a GenBank genome assembly
AUGAAACGAGAAUACCCACAGCAGGAUUACACCUUCUUUAAUGGCGGCAGUUCCACUUCCGCCUCCGCCUCCACCGCCGCCGCCUCUGGUUCUGGUUUUUCUGAUGUCACCGGGAAAUCGAAGAUGUGGGAUGAGGUUGAAGAGCAAGACGCCGGCGUUGAUGAGCUGUUGGCGGUGCUUGGGUACAAAGUUAAGUCGUCUGAUAUGGCUGAUGUUGCGCAAAAGAUCGAGCAUCUUGAGGGUGUUUUGGGGAACGAUGAUGGGUUGUCUCAGCUUGCUUCUGAUUCUGUUCAUUAUAACCCUUCAGAUCUUUCUUCGUGGCUUGAAUCAAUGAUUUGUGAGCUGAACCCAACAAAUCAACCCACUGUUAUCGAUGAUUCGUUUGUGAACAACACCUCCUCUGUAACUCCGUCAGCUGUGGACUCAUCUUCUGUCUUCGUUGAUGAUCUACAAAGGAUCCCCGGAAACGCAAUUUACCCUCCGGCGAAAAAACAAAAACCCUCUUCUCCGUCGACCGGUGCCUCCUCCUCGUACAAUCCGAACCCGAUUGUUCUUGUCGAUACACAGGAAAACGGGAUCCGACUUGUUCAUACUCUGAUGGCUUGCGCCGAAGCUGUCCAGCAAGACGACAUGAAACUAGCUGAAACCUUGGUGAAACAAGCCGGGAUUUUAGCCGUCUCUCAAGCCGGAGCUAUGAGGAAAGUUGCGACGUAUUUUGCCGAAGCUCUUGCUCGAAGAAUCUACCGGCUAUACCCUAAAACGCCACAAGAUUCGCCGGCGUUCCAAGAUCUUCUUCAGAUGCAUUUUUACGAAACCUGCCCUUACCUCAAAUUUGCCCAUUUUACGGCGAAUCAAGCUAUCUUAGAAGCUUUUGCAGGCUUUGGCUCUUCGACCCGGAGGUCCGCCCACUUUCCGAUUAACCGGAAUUGGGCCACCAUCAGGGGUUUUCUUGCUGAAAGCUUGGCUGAUCUUGAACCCUCGAUGCUUGAUUUAAGAGAAGAUGAAGUUGUCGCGGUUAACUCGGUUUUUGAGUUGCAUCAGUUAUUGGCUAGACCGGGGGCCGUCGAGAAGGUCUUAUCGGCGGUGAAGGAGAUGAAGCCGGAGAUUUUAACAGUGGUGGAGCAAGAAGCUAAUCAUAACGGACCGGUGUUCUUGGAACGAUUCACCGAGUCUUUACAUUACUAUUCCACCCUUUUUGACUCACUUGAAAGCAGUGGCAACGGCGGCGGAGUGGUGGAAGGUGGUGGUAUUCCGGCGGCGAGUAACCAAGAUAAGAUUAUGUCGGAGGUGUAUCUUGGGAAACAGAUCUGUAACGUGGUUGCGUGUGAAGGACCAGACCGAGUUGAAAGGCACCAGACGUCGAGUCAAUGGAAGACUCGGUUUGAAUCGGGUGGGUUUGAAGCGGUUCAUUUGGGUUCCAACGCCUACAAACAAGCUAGUAUGUUGUUAGCUCUGUUCGCCGGCGGCGAUGGCUACAGGGUGGAGGAAAACAACGGUUGUUUGAUGUUGGGUUGGCAUACACGGCCGCUAAUCACGACAUCGGCGUGGAAGCUCCGGUGA